AUUAGCCAUACCCAUAACCCAAAUCCUCAUUUGCCUUUCAUUUCUGUUCUAUAUAUCCCUUUUACCCUUUUUUUGCCUUUUUCCACAUCACAUUCCUCAUUUUUCUCCCAUUAUAUAUUUCCAGGAACUCCCUUCUUCUUUACUUUCUUCGUCUCUACAAAAUUUUCAUUCCAUUCAACUUGAUUUUGUGCUGUUAUGGGAAGAUCCCCUUGCUGCGAAAAAGCCCAUACCAACAAAGGCGCUUGGACCAAAGAUGAAGAUCAACGCCUCAUCGAUUACAUUCGCCUCCAUGGUGAAGGCUGUUGGCGAACUCUCCCUAAGGCUGCUGGAUUGCUUCGUUGUGGCAAAAGCUGUAGGCUUCGUUGGAUCAAUUACCUUCGCCCCGAUCUUAAACGUGGCAAUUUCACUGACGAUGAAGAUGAACUCAUCAUCAAACUCCAUUCCCUUCUUGGAAACAAGUCUCUCACUCAUUUCAACAUUGUUUUCCUUCAAUUUCUUCAUUUGGGUUUUUCAAAUUUUCUUCUAUCUCAUUUGGGUUUCUUCUCUUUUUCAAUUUUGUUAAUUAGAUGGUCUGUGAUUGCGGGUCGAUUACCUGGAAGAACAGACAAUGAAAUCAAAAACUAUUGGAAUACCCACAUCAAGAGAAAACUCAUCAGCCGUGGCAUCGAUCCACAAACCCACCGCCCUCUUAACGAACCCGCCGUUGCCGCCACUUACCGCAAUCAUCAUCCCACGCCCAACAAUUCCUCUUCUUCUUCCUCCUCUGUUCCAAUCGCAGAGCUUCCCAUCAUGAAGCCUGCAAUCAACGUCCACUCCUCCCAACCCGACGAAGAAGGAAGCGGCACCACCACGGAGAUGGAUCCGCCGCUGCCUGCGGCGGAUCCCAAGGCCGCGACGGCGGCGGUCUUUGUGAAGACAGAGGUGAAUUUGGAGCUCUCAAUUGGAUUGCUGCCAUUUCAGGCAGAGGCCGCAAGGGGGUCGUCGAGGAGCUCGGCGGAGUCGAGAUUGCGACAGAGAAGCCCGUUGGUGUGCUUGUGCUACCAGUUGGGAUUAGAGAACAACAACGGGGAGUGUUGCCGGAAUUGCCAGAGGUCAUAUGGGUGGUUGUGUGGGUUCCGGCCAAGUGCUUUGGGUUCUUCAUAGACACAUUUUUACAAACAGCUUGUCGGAGAUAGAAGAGAAUAAUUAUCAAAUCCAAGUCUCCCCACUUUCAAUAGCAAAAAGUUUUAGGUAAAAAUUAUUAAUUAUUGUAAUGUAGAUAUAGAUAUUGUAGAUUGACAAGAUUUUAUUCACUCAAAAGAAAAAAAAAAAAAGAAUCUUAUUAAUUUUGGGUCAUUUUCCAUCAUAGCUAAAGCAAAAUAUGUAAAUCCUCAAUUUGCAUAUCCUCUUGCUUACUAAAAGAGGAUUCAUCUAUAAGUAAUGAUCAUCUAUGACAUCUUCUCUUCUUUGUACCCAA
Messenger RNA from Benincasa hispida (wax gourd), 1456 nucleotides. RefSeq names its product transcription factor MYB3-like. NCBI's taxonomy places the organism in Eukaryota, Viridiplantae, Streptophyta, Magnoliopsida, Cucurbitales, Cucurbitaceae. The record is from RefSeq and is a predicted model, not a curated record.